UCUUGAAUGCGACUGUUCACUAAUCAAAUCUCAUUGACUUGUUUAUUUAAUCAUUUUUUAGUGAGUUGAGGUUUGUGCACGGAUGAUCCGCCGCUUGGAUCCAAUACCUUUUUUUAGGGAAUUGCUUAUUGAGAUAUUCUCGUUUGUACUCUGAUUUGGUGGAGUGUAAUGACAGAAUCCAGACAUAAAUUACAGAUUUAGAAAUAAAUAUGUUUUCUUAGUCAACUACUUGCAGUUGAAAAAUUAAAGAAAAUGGCAUUAGUUGUUGAUGUACGGUUGGCGACUGGUCAGCUGUACCAGCCGUGAAAACCCCCUUCCUUCCCAUAGCUCUCUCUCUCUCUCUCUCUCUCUCCCCUCCUGUGUGGCUGCUGCAGUGCUGCUCUAAAAAGCUCAAUAGAUUGAAACUUGAAUGUGGAUUGGCCAGAAGCUGAAAUUGGGGUUUUAUAUUCAUAGACUCACAGUUAAAAGAAAUUUGGGAACAGAUUGAAACUUGAAUGUGGAUUGGCCAGAAUAUGUGAGCUUUCGGUGAGGAGAAAUCUUGAUUAAUAUAAGGAUUCCGUUUUUGAGUCAUUAAGGUUGAGGCUUACGAUGGACCAAAGGCGUGUGAUUGGUAAGGGGCCAGUGUUUUCUUCUUCGCCUGCCAGAGGAGCUCCUGGACAGGGGAGAGACGAUUAUUAUCUCCAUCGUGAUCAAGGGCCGUCUAGUUACAACGAGAACUCUUAUUAUGAGCAGGGUGAGGAGGCAAGAAGAUAUAUGAAUCAUGAAAUGGAUGGGCCAUCCAGGUUUGAGAAUCUGGAGAAUUGUCGGGCUGAGCUCCUACGGAAACUUGAUGAGUUGAAGGAUCAUCUUACUCGGUCUUGUGAAGUGACAGAGAAACCCGGGCACAGGAUGGGUACUGACAUGAUCGUAAAUGAUCCUUAUCCCAGAAAUCGUGCUGCUUAUCUUCAAGAAGCGUUGCCUACUUCACAUGGUGUAUACCAGCAACCCCUUGCUUUGGAUGAGAAAGCACACCACCCUCAUAUAGGUCUAGGACCUGGAUAUGUUCCUUUUGCCGAUAGGGAUGCACAUUUUCGUAGAGGAUACCAACAUGAAGGCUCGUCGUAUGCUAAUACUUAUCAGCAGGAAAUGCCCCAGGGGCCGUAUGGCCACCCACAAUCUAAAUACUUGCAUCAGCCCUAUCAUGACCGUCGCCAUGGUUAUGGUGGCAGUCUGAAUCAUCUAGAUGAAAACUUCAUUCACAGUCCGACCUGCUCUUGCGUGCAUUGUUUUGAUAAGGAUUGGGAUUUACCUCCGCAUGUACUAUCGAAUCCCAACUAUCAUCAUCAUACGUAUCCUGUUGGGCACGGGCCACAGGGUUAUCGUCCUGGAGGCUUCAACUCGCAUAGUUCUCAUUCCCAGCCAUCUAUAACACCGAAUUCCACGGAUCUUGAUUUUGAAAACAAUGGAAUUCAUCAGAGUCGUCCUAGAAAGAUGGAGGAAGCUCGUAGGGAUGUGCAUAUGAUGCAUCCUGUUGCAGGUGGUGCUCCUUUCAUAGCGUGCACCAGUUGCUUUGAAUCGCUGAGGCUUCCAAUAAAUCACAUUUCACUGGCGAAAAGGCAACAGAAGCUAAAAUGUGGGGCCUGUUCUUCAAUAAUCUUGUUUGAACUCGGGAACAAGGCUUUGGCUGCGCCAGUUCCUGCAAGUUUUGACCAUGUAGCGACUGAGACAGAUGAUUGUUCUAGUUUGGCAGCAGAUAGAGAUGUCGGUUACGACCAGGGUGGUUCGAAUUUAGCUGAUAAGUAUGCUUGCUCCGAUUCAAAUGAUGAUUCCGUUCCCAAGGUUUCUCUAGCAGACAAGAAGUCAAAUUCUGAUGAGUAUGAGAAGCAGUUAGAUUCGCUUUCUUCAGUUUCGAGUCUCUCCAAGGAUCAGCAAAUGCCAGAUACUCUUCCAUCUGAAAAACAUGAUUCCUCAACUGCAGAACUACAUAUAGAAGAAGAAGUCGAGUCACUCCCGCAUCCUAUUUUGUCUACUGAGGAACCCCCUGAUCAUUGUUCAGCUGAUAAUGCAGUCGACCAACAUGACAAUGAGAAUAAAGGUACAAAAUCUGGGUUCGACCGCAAUGUCUCUUGGCAGAAUUCUGGAAGAGACUCGGCUGUGUCAACUGAAAUCGAGUCAAAAGAAUUUCCGAAGAGCUGUAUAUCACAGGACACUUGGGAAGAAAGUAAAGAACAGCACUUAAGGGACGACAAAGGUGCAGAGUCUUCAUCUUCAGGUCUUGCCAACAGUAGAUCUCGAGACUUUAGAAAAUGGGAACCAAAUGCAGAACUCGGUACAUCACAAGUUUUUGUGAAUGGACGCUUGAUACCAGAAAAUCUCGUUCAGAAGGCUGAACUGUUGGCUGGACCAAUUCAAUCUGGAGAGUACUGGUAUGAUAUACGUGCUGGAUUUUGGGGUGUGAUGGGCUUUCCUUGCCUGGGCAUCAUCAUGCCAAAUAUUGAGGAAUUCAAUUAUCCGAUGCCGGAGAAGUGUGCUGCUGGAAACACGGGGGUUUUUGUGAAUGGCCGGGAACUUCACCAGAAGGAUUUGGACUUACUUGCUGGUAGAGGUCUUCCAAUUUUAAGUGGCAGAGCUUAUCUUGUCAAGAUUUCUGGAGAAGUGGUUGACGAGGAAACCGGGGAAGAGCUAGACAGCAUAGGCAAACUUGCCCCUACCGUGGAGAGGGCGAAGCACGGGUUUGGCAUGAAAGUUCCAAGAUUCAUCGCCCGAUACCAGAGCUAGAUCUUAUGAUUGCAGUCUUCAUCAGGACAGUAAGAUGCUCAACUUUUUCAGGUAAACAUCCUAGUUAGGAUGUCCCCACGACUGCUUCGACAUUAUACUGUUAUGGCUCGAAUUACAGUUCCUUUAUAUUCCCAUUUUGCACUUUUUGGCUUAUUGCAAGUUGAGGCAUGAAAGCAAAUCACAAGAUCUGCCGUAGUGAAGUCGCUACGACUGAUUCGACAUCAUACUGUUGAUACCUGUGCCUCGUAUUCUUGCCAUGAUUUUGGCAUUAUGUGCAUAGAUUUACUGGAACUAAUACAUUUUUUACCUGUAAAAAGAUCAAUAAUACUCGUGUGAUGAGUUUUACUUUGUUA
Molecule: messenger RNA, 3110 nt
Organism: Salvia miltiorrhiza (redroot sage)
Lineage: Eukaryota; Viridiplantae; Streptophyta; Magnoliopsida; Lamiales; Lamiaceae
Exons: 5
Coding region: 589-2757 (722 amino acids)
Biological process (GO): regulation of defense response to fungus
Source: RefSeq, a predicted model, not a curated record